Molecule: messenger RNA, 817 nt
Organism: Topomyia yanbarensis
Lineage: Eukaryota; Metazoa; Arthropoda; Insecta; Diptera; Culicidae
Product: protein-lysine N-methyltransferase CG9154
Exons: 3
Coding region: 107-778 (223 amino acids)
Biological process (GO): methylation
Molecular function (GO): nucleic acid binding; protein-lysine N-methyltransferase activity
Source: RefSeq, a predicted model, not a curated record
CAAACCGUGUGUUCUGCCACACCUAUAUAUACAACAUUGCCCACAACUUGCACGUGCGUGGUGUUUUGUUUAAUUUUUCUUGCAAUUCGUUUUAGUUUAGCAAAGAAUGUCCUCUCAAGGCACUGGAGAAAGUGACGAGGAUGAGUGCCGGCUUCCUGCAGACACGAUGCUAGUUCUACAACAGUUCCUAUACGAGAAAGAAAUGCGUGAGCAUACCGGCGAAUUAGUUCAGAACGACUUUGAAGAAAAUUGGCAAUUGAGUCAAUUUUGGUACAACACUCAGACGAAAGAAAGGCUAACAUUCGUGGUGAAGUAUUUUCGUGAACAUUUUGAAUCUGUAGGAAUAGAACCCUGUGUGGCACUGGUCUCAUGUCCAUCGCUUUAUAGUCAUAUCAAAGCUGUUCACAAUGACGUAACACUUUUCGAAUUUGACGAACGGUUCACAUCUAUAGGAUCAAACUUCCGCCAUUUCGAUUACAAUCGUGCAAUUGAGGAGGAUUAUUUGGAUGACUUUAGAGAAAAAUUUGAUAUUGUGAUAGCUGACCCCCCAUUUUUAUCGGAAGAAUGUAUUGAGAAAAUUAGCAUCGUAGUUCGAAAAAUAUCAAAAAAAGAUUGCAAAAUAAUACUUUGUUCCGGUUUUGUGGUUCGUGAAUGGGCUAAGAAACAUUUGACUUUAGAUAUAUGUAAGUUUAAACCGGAACAUGAGCGCAAUUUGGGUAAUGAGUUCUCUUCCUAUGCAAAUUUUAAUCUUGAUGACGUAUUAGCGAAAGUAAUGUAGCUUUAUUAUUCAAGAAUUACGCAAGAAAUGAUACUCCAA